Penicillium taxi is the source of this 807-nucleotide messenger RNA. Its product is annotated as RNA-binding protein with serine-rich domain 1. Gene Ontology annotation, biological process: mRNA splicing, via spliceosome. Gene Ontology annotation, molecular function: RNA binding. The coding region runs from base 1 to 807 and encodes 268 amino acids. NCBI's taxonomy places the organism in Eukaryota, Fungi, Ascomycota, Eurotiomycetes, Eurotiales, Aspergillaceae. The record is from RefSeq and is a predicted model, not a curated record. Gene Ontology annotation, cellular component: cytoplasm; ASAP complex; nucleoplasm. The transcript is spliced from 2 exons.
AUGUCUGUGCGAUCGGAACGUGGGCGUUCGCCCAUCUCCCCCCGCGACAAGAUUCCAUUGCGCUCCAAGUCUCCGGACGCGCGCCACAAAAAUGGAACUCGAAGCCCAUCCCCUGCACGUUCGCGCCACAUAAGCCGAACUCCCUCCUCCCACGUUAGAUCCCGAUCUCCCCGCAGUCGCAGUCGCAGCGGCCAACGUUACCGUGGCCGCAGCUACUCUCGCUCGGCCAGUCCCCCGCAAAGCGCAAAGAUCGUGGUUGAGAAGUUGACCAGAAAUGUGACUGAAGAACAUCUUCAAGAAAUCUUUGGCGCCUUUGGCGAAAUCCUGAAGAUCGACCUCCCGAUGAAUAGAGGCUGUGGGUCGUCCUGCGACACAUAUGAAGAAUUAGAUCCUAACAACAUCCCAUCUCCAGUCAACACUAACAAAGGCACUGCCUAUAUUAUCUACCGUGAACCCGCAGAUGCCGAGGCCGCGAUCUCCCACAUGCACGAAGGCCAAUUGGAUGGCGCCGUGCUCAGCGUCGCAAUCAUCCUUCCACGUCGGCGAUUCUCCCGAACUCCCCCACCUUCUAAUCGGACCGUUGGCCGGCCAAGAUUUGCCCUCUCCCCUCCUAGACGCCAAAACCGUCGAACCAAUGACACAUACCGACCCCCAUCCGUGUCGCGGUCUCGAUCCCCUCGACGCUCUCGAUCUUAUUACUCACGCUCUCCACAAACUGGCACUCGCCGACGUAGCCCCAGCUACGAUAGUCGCAGUCGUAGCCCGAAGAGAAGCAGAAGCCGCAGUUCCAGCCUCAAGCGAGACUAA